AUGACGGAAGUUCUCCAAGUCCCCAGGGAGCCAGACGGUCAUCUGUAUUACCAAAGCCCUGGCCUUCGACCAUCACCCACCUCUUCCUCAUCACUGUUACUCGAUGCCGCUCCAUCCCUCCCACCGAGCCCCAAGGUCACUGAAACCCCUCCGGCCGAACACCAAGAGCGUUUGAGAACUCCAACGCCCGCUUCGUCGCUUCUGCCGCCGUCUACCGCGAGUUCAUACUCGACCAUAUCAGAUGCCGCAUCUUCACAAGAUUCAUAUUAUUACAGCCACAAUUCGUCAUUGACGGACGAUCUGUCUCUCGACACGGACAUCGACUUCCCCAACUACGACGAUGCCUCUUUCGCCUGCCACGAUGAGGCCAAGGGAGUCCCUACGUGCUCUCCUGCCUUCGGUGAAGAAGCUGGUACCGAAUCUACCGCUACCACACGCUCGGACUCUCCCCUAGCCACGCCUACUGUCGUCGACGAUACCGCCGUAAAGGAAGAACCAUCAAGGCAGGUCGACUUCCUUAGUCACGACUGGCGAGAAGAGGACAUAUGGUCAUCCUGGAGACACAUUGUCUCGCAACGCAAGACUGUGUACGGUGAAAAAUCACGACUAGAGAACGCCUCGUGGCGAACAUGGGCGAAGACCAAGUUCGACCUUCGAACGGUCUCCCCGGAGAGGCUCAAUUGGUAGGUGUCACCACAGCUGUGACCCGACAACUGCACAAGUCCGCUGACAUGUGCUUGAACAGGCUCAAGGAAUCAGACGUGACUUGGCUAUACGGCCCACUGAAGACAGCAACUUCAUAUCCCAUCACCCAGGAACUCUCGGGACCGGAGUCUCUGAUUUCCAAGAGCAAUUCGUUCCUGAACAAAAAGCCAAUUUUGAAAAAGCGCAGCAUGUCUGAAGUAAUGCUUCAGAAAUCGCUCUCUACUUCCUCGUUAGUGAAGCAGGCUGCGGAUCGUGUACAAGCUCAGGGUCGAUAUGUGAGAAGGUCCGGCACCAGCGUUGAUCUGGUCGACUCAAAGCUGCAGUCAGAAACUCCAAGCAGGGAUCACGGUGACUACUUCACCAGCAAGACCACUAGCACCGGCGGCACGCCUUGUGAGACACACGAGAAACGCCACAUUCGAUUCGAUGAACGAGUUGAGCAGUGUAUCGCCGUGGAUUGCAAAGACCCCGCUCUCGAGUUGGAAGAUGAGAGCGAGGAAGAAGAGGACCCCAUCAACAGCGUUGGUUCUGACUCCAGUAGUGACGAUGGAAUUGUGAUGAUGAAACGCAACAAACGACCUGGAUCGAAGAAAUCGAAGUGUCAUGGCAGCCGCAGUAGCUCAACCAACGGGAGAAAGAUCAUCGAGACGCUGCCAGCGACCACAUUGAAAUACAGGACGGACAGUCCAGACAUCACAGCGGAGGCACAACACCACACAUUUGGUCGCUCAUGGAAUGUCGGAAAGCUGAGCCCGAGUCCAUCUCAAGAGACGUUGAGGCCUUCGCAUCAUUCCAGCGAUUUCCGGAUUUCCCAUGACGAUGAUGAGGACGACGUGGAUUCAGAUUCCUCCUGGUCUUUUGGGGCUAGCAACCCGAAGUCUUCGCUGGGAAGGAGUAGCACGCCAGCGCCAAGUGAGUUCGAGAUGGAGGGCAUGCGAAAAACCGCCAGCGGCAUGUUCAUGCCUCUCGAUGAGGAUGAGGACGAUGUGGUUGCUGCCGGGCUUUUUGGCCGAGUGAGCGAGACCAUCAACACUGCGCGCGAUAUCGCUCACGUCAUCUGGUAAGAAACAAUAUGAAUGUGUUCUAUCGAAUAGUGCUAAUCAACAGUAGGAACGUUGGGUGGAGGUCUGGAUGA
Messenger RNA from Lecanosticta acicola, 1840 nucleotides. The record is from the annotation of a GenBank genome assembly. NCBI's taxonomy places the organism in Eukaryota, Fungi, Ascomycota, Dothideomycetes, Mycosphaerellales, Mycosphaerellaceae.